AUGCAGGCUGAUCAAGCCGCACCCAAGCCGACCCAAGCCCAGACGCCCGACGAAUCAUCGAGCUCGCCGCCGGCCCAGCCAGACGACACCACCACACCCGCGAGCCAAUCUACACUACCACACCGGCCUUCGGCCAAUCGAAGCGGGCCGCGCUCGCGCCAGGGCUGCUGGACCUGCCGAGAAAAAAAGGUCAAAUGUGACGAGGGCCGUCCCGUGUGCCAGAGAUGCAUCCGCCUGCGCCGCCAGUGCGACUACAGGCCUCGCCCACGCAAGCCCUACACCAGAAAGGCCUCCAGCGCCCGCACUCCGUCAUCUUCAUCCGGCCGGGCCGAGACACCAUCUCAGGGCGCCGCCAGUCCGUCGAGCAGCAGCACUAGCAGCGGCAGCAGCGACCGCGACCCCCAGUCCCCGCCGGAUUAUGCCCGCCCUCCCAUCCCCAGCUCCGCCGCGCAGAUCAUCGCCAGGAGGGCCUCGAGACAUGAUAGCUUGGCCACCCUCGCCUCCGGCCUGCAGCAGCCAGAGAUGGCCGCCGCCUGCUCCGUCGUCUUCACCCCUGCAGACCACGAGGCCAUCUACUACUACCGCACCCGCUUCUCCACUAACCACCACACCAAGAAUCCCGAGUAUUCGGUCUUCUCGCUGCUGUUCCUGCAGGCCCAGCGCCAUGCCAUGCCCAUGCACAUGAUCUUGGCACUCGCCGACCAGGAGCUGAUGUGGCUGCGCAGCAUCCAGCAGGACCUGGUCCCGGCUGCCAACCGGCCCAAUUCGCAAAAGUCCGUCAGCCACUACACCGAAGCCCUGCACCUUAUGACGCAGCAGAUGAGGCCGGAGAACGGCGAACUGGACAUCGACCAGGUGCUGGCCGCCCUGUGGCUCAUGAUCGCCUAUGAGCAAAAGUACGGUGACGGGGGUGGGAUCGGAUUGUCGAAGCACCUGCAGGGAGCUGCGUCGAUCUUGCGGACACGCUUCCAGCCUCUGCUGCAAGUCUCGGCCGCCGAUAAGGAUCUGAGUCAAGCCAUGGAUGUGGACAUCGACAGCACGAGCCAGGCGGUUGUUGCGGCCCCAGCAGCCUCUUCACCGCCGGCUAAUCAGGCCUUGAUCUCCUUCUUUGCGGCCCGCAUGAUGGUGUGGAUGGCGGUGCUGGAUGCCGGGGCCGCCUUCGGCAUUGGCUCAAACUUCGGCGGGUCCGUCAACAAGCUUGUGCGCCAGAUCGCCGGGGAGGAGAAGGGCAAGCUGCUGCGCGGCUUCAACGCCAUCCAUGAGUACAGUGAGCCUCUGUUCCGCACCACCUGGGGCGAGCGGUACCCGCAGGCCGAGCUGGUCGACGACAUGGACAACCGCAAGGUCUACAGCCUGUACGCCAAAGCCGCGCUGAUCCGGUACGAGAACGCCGAGUUCAGCGCCGCCCUGCACCGCGGCGACGAUCAGGAAGCCGCACGGCGCGCCAUCGACAUCGAGGGCGCCUUCUGCAUGCUGCGUGACGAGUUCGCCGAGCUGCUGGAUCUGGCCUCCCGCCUGAGCCCUGAUGUGGACCACAGCCGCCGCCUGUACCAGAACAUUCGCUACGUGGUGCCGCACUACUACGCCAUGGAGCUGGAGUUUCUGCGGCUAACGCGGUUCGCCGAGCCGUUGGCGGCCCCUAGCCCCAUGCAGAAAAGGGCGCUGCACGAGAUCAUGAACUUGGCGUACCAGGGGUACAAGCACGAGGGCGAGCGGUUCCUGCAACGCAUCCCGCUGCCGCUGCUGUUCGCGGGUAUGGAGACGGAUGACCUCAUCCACCGGGCGUGGAUCCUCGACCGGUACCAAGGCCUCACCAAGUACGGCAAGAACUACGCACGGGCAUUCGACUGCCUCAAGGCCGUGGUCGAAGAGCAGGACAAGGCGGGCGGGCGGCGCGUCGAUCACAUGCUGUUGCUGGCCGAAGGGCGGUUUGAGCAGUUUGUGAUCUGA
Molecule: messenger RNA, 1950 nt
Organism: Lasiodiplodia theobromae
Lineage: Eukaryota; Fungi; Ascomycota; Dothideomycetes; Botryosphaeriales; Botryosphaeriaceae
Product: C6 zinc finger domain containing protein
Exons: 1
Coding region: 1-1950 (649 amino acids)
Biological process (GO): positive regulation of transcription by RNA polymerase II
Cellular component (GO): nucleus
Molecular function (GO): zinc ion binding; transcription cis-regulatory region binding; DNA-binding transcription factor activity, RNA polymerase II-specific
Source: RefSeq, a predicted model, not a curated record